AUGAAGACCAAGACACACAUAUUGCCUGCUGUCACACUUUUAGCUAUCGCCAUAUCUUUUUGUAAUGGGGCUCGCGACGCUACCUGUCCCAGGAUCUGCGGGCCAUCUCUUCAGAGCGAUCCCGUUUGUGCCACCGAUGGUUACAUAUAUCCUUCGCUUUGUGAAAUGAGGAAGAAGACUUGUGGGAAAGGUGUUAGACUAGCUCCAGAUCAGACAGCCUGUUCUCGUGCUCAAGGUUCUAAAUGCGAUCACAGAUGCACUUCAGAGAAGGAUCCUGUCUGCGGUACAAAUGGAAGGACUUACCUAAAUAGAUGCAUGCUGCAGGUGGAAAUUUGUAGAGUUGGCAUUGGAUUAUCUCACUUGGGAGCAUGUAACAACAUCAGCGCUCAUCGUGAGAAUUGCCCCGUGGAUUGCUCUCAGGCGCCUUUGGAUGGACCAAUUUGUGGAUCUGAUGGAAACGUUUACAAAAAUACUUGUCAGAUGAAAUUAUUGACUUGCGGACAAGGUGUGGUGCGAACGAACAAGAAACACUGUCAGACUACCAGACACUGCCGUGAAUCUUGCUGGCGUGUAGCUAGACCGACUUGUGGAUCUGAUGGAAAGCUGUAUGCCAACGCUUGCAGGAUGAAGGCUAGCAACUGCGGUAAACACGUAUUCGAAGUGCCAAUGUCUUUUUGUGUUUCACAAGAACGUACAUCAGGUGGGGAGGCGUGUCCUAAAGAUUGUUUAGGACAGAAAGAUAAGCUGGUGUGUGGCUCUGAUGAAAUGGUCUAUAGAAAUGAGUGUGAGAUGAAAAUGCUAAAUUGUGGGAGUGUAAGUAACCGCAAGAUCGUGAAGAAGGUGGACAUGGAGAAGUGUCGUGGGAAGAUGAACCGAUGCAUGAAAGUCAAGUGUCCAACAGAAUUUGAUCCCGUUUGCGGUACCGAUCAGAAGGUCUACAAUAAUCCUUGCCUUUUAAAGGUUGCUACUUGCCUGAAAGGUAUACAAUUGGCUCACUUCGGUAACUGCACAUUAUUGCCAAGAUUCAAAGAAGACUGUCCUGAUACAUGCGAGAACGUUGUGGAGCAACCUGUUUGUGGAUCUGAUGGCAACGUUUAUAAAUCUGAUUGUGACCUCCGUCUGGCGACGUGUGGCCAACACGUGGUGCCUGUUGCAGCUGCCCACUGUCGGACCACCGCGCUCUGCCACGAGGACUGUCCUGAUACUCCUGCCUUUGUUUGUGGUUCUGACAAUAGAUUCUACAAGAAUGAGUGCAUUAUGAAGAAAGAAAAUUGCGGCAAGCACGUGUUUGUGGUCCCGUUGAAGAGAUGUUUGUCGCGCUUCCAGUACUCGGGCUGCGCCCGCGUGUGUCCUCCGGAGUAUGACCCAGUGUGCGGCACAGACGACAAGACUUAUUCGAAUAAGUGUUUCUUGGAGAUGGAGAAUUGUAGGUCAAGGAGCCUAGUGCAAAUGAAACAUCUCGGCACUUGCACGGAGCCAAUUGCAGAGGAGCCUAAAAACUACCUGUAUCGAUAA
Molecule: messenger RNA, 1515 nt
Organism: Arctia plantaginis
Lineage: Eukaryota; Metazoa; Arthropoda; Insecta; Lepidoptera; Erebidae
Source: the annotation of a GenBank genome assembly